Cladocopium goreaui is the source of this 417-nucleotide messenger RNA. Lineage: Eukaryota; Dinophyceae; Suessiales; Symbiodiniaceae. The record is from the annotation of a GenBank genome assembly.
GAUCAUGGGCUACAUGAGGAUGGUGGGGGCCCGGUUGGCGGUUCGUGGCGUGCCGACCUUCAUGGUUGAGGCAAAGCCCGGCCAAAGUUUCGCUGAGCUAACGCGCAUGGGUCUGGGCCGUGCCAAAGGCAUGGUGGCUUUUUGUACAGCAGAAUACGGAGCUGGAUAUGAGACGUUUCGUGAGCUGGAAUAUGCUCAUGACAAAGAGUUGCCUCUCAUUCCAAUUAGACUUUGUGAAGUGUGGCCGCCGGCGCCAACUGAUAAUGAAAGAGGGACCUGGCAGAACAAACUGGUGUUCACAAACGGUCUCGUGUACAUAGACGACCAGCGGAUGCAGAAUGCUGAAGGUGUUGCUGAUCAGAUUGCUGAUUCUGUCGAGCACUUAGGAGUUUUCUGAGAUGAGAGCAAUAAGAUUGG